Necator americanus (New World hookworm) is the source of this 1956-nucleotide messenger RNA. RefSeq lists its product as uncharacterized. Gene Ontology annotation, biological process: intra-Golgi vesicle-mediated transport. The record is from RefSeq and is a predicted model, not a curated record. Gene Ontology annotation, cellular component: COG complex. The transcript is spliced from 20 exons. The coding region runs from base 1 to 1956 and encodes 651 amino acids. NCBI's taxonomy places the organism in Eukaryota, Metazoa, Nematoda, Chromadorea, Rhabditida, Ancylostomatidae.
AUGGAAGCUGAAACGGAUGGAACGAAGGCGACGACACCACCACCACCGCAAUCUGCUCCUUUGGACGUUUCCGCCUCAGUGACCAACCCGAUCAAGAGGAAAAUCGACAAACUUCUUGCCAGCAAGUUACACAAUGAUCCUGAGUUCAUAAAAGUUGUGGAUUAUGUUGCUCCGAUGGUUGAAACCCUUGACAUUCACACCGAAAGGAGACUUCUACGAAGUUUGGAAAAAAGACAGUUAGAACUCAACAAGGAAUAUUUGCAGGAGUUUGAAAAGGUAAAUGCACAAGUUCAAGAUUUCGCUGAGAAGGUGCGCACUAUGCAUCGUAUCUGUUCCGAUUUAACCAAUCGAAUACAACAAAACAAGGAGAAAACUCAGGAUCUUCUCAGCAAGACUAGUGCACUACAAAAUCAAAAAAAACAUCUGGAGGCGAAACAGAAGGCUAUAGACGAUUUUUUGGGAAGAUUUUCACUCACCGAUGCGGAAAGAAGGGCUCUGGAAGGUAACAGCAAAGAUGGCACGAUCACAUCCGACUUUUUCCCCGCUCUUUCUAGAGCUCGAGAUAUCUAUAACGACAGUAAGGAGCUUCUUCGUAGCAGUGGCGAACACUCAGCAGCUGUGGAAAUAAUGGAAGAGAUGUCUCAAACGCUGGAAAAGGCGUACGAGGUGUUAUACCGGAGUAUUCAAAGAGAAUGUCGAAUUCUAAGUGCUGAUUACGUAGAAAUGAAAGCAGUUCUAUGUCAAUCAUUUGCUGCACUACAAGAAAGAGAGGUUUUAUUGAAGUACGCUCUAGAUGAGGUUUGCACUGCACGUAAAAACCAACUUCUUCGACUAUACAUUGAUGCUUUAACAAAAGGAACACAGAGCAGUGGAAAACCGAUUGAAUUAAUGAGUCAUGAUCCUUUAAGGUAUAUGGGGGAUAUGUUGGCAUGGAUUUAUGAGGCGUUAGAGGGUGAACGAGAGCUAUUGCAAUUGCUUCUUAAGGAUUGCAGUCCUCAGGUUAUACGCGACAAUUCAGUCAACCUUCUAUCGCAAAUCUCCAGUUCUCUUUGCCGUCCAUUCAAGCUUCGUGUUGAACAAGCAUUGGCUGGAGAGACGGACUCCGUUGUCCUUUAUCGACUCUCAGCGCUCUUCAUUUUUUACUCGGAAAAAAUGACCCCCGAAAUUGGGAGUGAUUCGGAGCUUUCUCGAACGAUUGAUGAACUCAACCAACUCACAUUGAAUAUUUUCUACAGUGGUCUCAACGGUGCAGUACAGAAGAUUCUGUCGAAAAUGGGUGCCCCAGACUACGACCUACUUCCUGUUCCUGCUGUUCACCAGAUCUUAAUGUUGUUGAGAGAUGUGCUGGAAACUCAUGACGGAGCAAUGGCUGGCCGAUCAAACUCAGAAGAGGAAUUCAACAAGAUAUUCAGCUGUGUAUUAGACCCGCUCUAUAGAUCGGUCCAAGUUGCUGCUACACAUCUGCACUCGCCACUAGAUGUUGCCGUCUACACGCUGAACUGUUUGUCUGCCAUACAUUCCCUGGUUGUCCUUUAUCCCUUCACAGAUUCACGACUGGAGAUGAUCAAAGCUUUGAUGGAAGGGAAUGAAGAUGUGCUUGUUUCUGAAGAAGCAUCCACGAUCUUAGCUAAUACGGGCUUAAUCAGUUUGUAUCAGAAAGCUGCUGCGCAUGACAAAAACCAGGGUCCGUUAUCGGCUAUCACCGGAAUGGAUGCGACCAGCGUAAACAAUACCCUGGCACAAUUUGAUGUAUUCUUGGCACAACCAGACAAAUAUCAGUUGGAUCAAGUCGCGAAGAUUAGCAGUGCUCGUACUAGAGAAAGUGUCAAGCAAAGAACAGUUGACAAUGUGGUUGCCGCCUAUUCGAUAGUCGUCAACAAAUUGGAGGAUCCUUUCAAUGCAUAUGAAAAUAUUGCCUUUAAGUCCAUUGAUCAGGUCAAAGAGCUGCUGAAGUAA